Messenger RNA from Vitis riparia (riverbank grape), 1802 nucleotides. RefSeq names its product NADP-dependent glyceraldehyde-3-phosphate dehydrogenase. NCBI's taxonomy places the organism in Eukaryota, Viridiplantae, Streptophyta, Magnoliopsida, Vitales, Vitaceae. The record is from RefSeq and is a predicted model, not a curated record. The transcript has 9 exons. The coding region runs from base 80 to 1570 and encodes 496 amino acids. Gene Ontology annotation, molecular function: lactaldehyde dehydrogenase (NAD+) activity.
CAAACUCACGCCAGUUCUUCACCUCCGCCAUUGCUCUCUCUGGUUUUUGAGGCUUCUGUUUCUUUGAAGUUUGUUGGCAAUGGCUGGGACUGGGGUGUUUGCAGAGAUCAUUGAUGGAGAUGUGUACAAGUACUACUCGGAGGGGGAAUGGAGGAAGGCUGUUUCUGGGAAGUCUGUGGCCAUUAUUAACCCCACCACAAGGAAGACUCAGUACAGGGUUCAAGCUUGUUCACAAGAAGAGGUCAACAAGGCAAUGGAAAUAGCAAAAAGUGCACAAAAGAUAUGGGCAAAGACACCACUUUGGAAGCGAGCUGAGCUGCUUCACAAGGCAGCUGCUAUCCUCAAAGAACACAAAGCCCCAAUAGCAGAGUGCCUGGUGAAAGAAAUUGCAAAACCAGCCAAGGAUGCAGUUACUGAGGUUGUGAGGUCUGGGGAUUUGGUUUCUUAUACUGCUGAAGAAGGGGUUAGGAUUCUGGGAGAGGGAAAGUUCCUGGUGUCUGAUAGCUUUCCUGGGAAUGAGAGGAGCAAGUACUGCCUCACAUCAAAGAUUCCACUUGGGGUAAUCUUGGCCAUUCCACCAUUUAACUAUCCGGUCAACCUUGCUGUCUCGAAAAUUGCUCCUGCACUGAUCGCUGGAAACUCAAUCGUGCUCAAGCCUCCGACUCAGGGCGCUGUAUCUGCUCUUCAUAUGGUGCAUUGCUUUCACCUGGCCGGUUUUCCAAAAGGCGUUAUCAGCUGUGUUACUGGGAAAGGCUCUGAAAUUGGUGACUUCCUUACAAUGCAUCCUGGGGUGAACUGUAUAAGCUUCACUGGCGGAGAUACUGGUGUUGCAAUUUCAAAGAAGGCAGGCAUGAUUCCUCUUCAGAUGGAGCUGGGAGGAAAAGAUGCCUGCAUCGUGCUUGAAGAUGCUGACCUAGAUUUGGUAGCAGCAAACAUCGUUAAAGGAGGCUUUUCUUACAGUGGUCAAAGAUGCACUGCUGUUAAGGUUGUCUUGGCGAUGGAAUCCAUAGCCGACACUCUUGUUGAGAAAGUGAACGCCAAAGUAGCAAAACUGACAGUUGGGCCACCAGAGGAUGACUGCGAUAUCACUCCAGUUGUUUCAGAGUCCUCUGCAAAUUUUAUUGAAGGUUUGGUUAUGGAUGCUAAACAGAAAGGAGCAACAUUUUGCCAGGAGUACAGGAGGGAGGGCAACCUUAUUUGGCCUUUGUUGUUAGAUAAUGUUCGGCCUGAUAUGAGGAUUGCAUGGGAGGAGCCCUUUGGUCCAGUUUUGCCUGUACUUAGGAUCAACUCUGUUGAAGAAGGAAUCCACCAUUGCAAUGCUAGCAACUUUGGCCUCCAGGGUUGCGUCUUCACAAGGGACAUCAACAAAGCAAUCUUGAUCAGUGAUGCCAUGGAGACAGGAACAGUUCAAAUCAACUCGGCACCAGCUCGUGGGCCAGAUCAUUUUCCAUUCCAGGGUUUGAAGGACAGUGGAAUCGGUUCACAAGGAAUUACCAACAGCAUUAACAUGAUGACCAAGAUCAAGAGCACUGUCAUCAAUUUACCAUCCCCCUCAUACACCAUGGGCUAAUGUUAUCCCAUAUGGGGGAAUUAUCAAACCGACUAGUACUACCAUAGCUAGUUGGUAUAAGCUGCAAAUGAUUUGUAUUUUUUUUUUUUUCCUUUGGUCUGUCCUUUUUAUUAUGUUUCUCUGUUAGUGAUCAUUAUGAAGGGGGAAGAUAAGUAAUGAAGAGAUUUUUAUCAACGGUAAUAUUCGCUGUCAACUAAUGAGUUUGCUUUGACUAAAUUAUGAAUCUUGGUUU